This is a messenger RNA of Rhopilema esculentum, 2392 nucleotides long. RefSeq names its product DNA methyltransferase 1-associated protein 1. Gene Ontology annotation, cellular component: NuA4 histone acetyltransferase complex; nucleus; Swr1 complex. Gene Ontology annotation, molecular function: transcription corepressor activity. Lineage: Eukaryota; Metazoa; Cnidaria; Scyphozoa; Rhizostomeae; Rhizostomatidae. Gene Ontology annotation, biological process: chromatin remodeling; negative regulation of transcription by RNA polymerase II; DNA repair. The record is from RefSeq and is a predicted model, not a curated record.
GUUUCGAUUCAGCUAACACCGUCCAAGCCGCCAUUUUCUUUUAGGCCUAAAUCGAGUCGACGGGAGUUUUAGUUCAAGAAAAAACACAUCAAACACUCGAAAUGGCUGAUGUUAGAGACAUUCUCGAAAUUGAGGGCUCACCUCAAACGCCAACGUCUAAAAAUACAAUCAUACAUGGAAACAAACAGAAACGACUCAGAAGGACCACUGACACAGUAUUUAAAAGACCAGAGGGUAUGCACAGAGAACUCUAUGCUCUUCUUUACAGUGACCAGAGGGACCCAUCAUCUAUGACUCCAUCUGAUACUGGAAGGGGAUACAAGCAAGUAAAAGCAAAAAUCGGAAGAAGUAAGGUUCGGUCAUGGCAGUGGGAAGCUUUUAAAAAUCCAUCAAGAAAAGAUGACUUGGAAAUGCAUCAUUGGAGAAGAAAAAAUGAUGAGGGAAAGGCAUAUCCAUUCGCAAAAUUUAAUAAGGUUGUUGAAAUACCAAGCUAUACUGAUGAAGAAUAUAAGUUGUAUCUUGAAGAUAAGAAAAACAGUUGGACAAAAGACGAGACUGAUCAUCUCUUAGAUUUAUGCAGGAGAUUUGAUCUCCGAUUUGUGGUUAUAAAUGAUCGAUACGACCGAGUCGCCUUCAAGAAAAGAUCAAUGGAGGAGCUCAAAGGACGGUAUUACGAUUUGGUUGGAAGGCUUUUCAAGGUUCAAGCCCAGCCUGGAAAGGAGCAUGAUAGUGAACCCCCUGUUUUCGAUGCUGAACACGAAGCCAAGCGCAAAGAGCAAUUGCUGAAGUUGUAUAACAGAACCCCCGAGCAGGUAGAAGAGGAGGAUAUGCUUGUUUCAGAGCAGAAGAAAAUAGAAUCAAGGAAAAAAGAACGAGAGAAAAAGCAAUUGGAAUUGAACAAAUUGAUAACAGCCGCUGAAAAGAAGCCACAGAUGUCUGAACACAAAGUUUUCUCGAGCGGCCAUCAAAGGUCGAAACCAAGGAAAGACAAAAAGCAGGGUAAAAAGAAGCAAAAGCGAAAAUCGGACCAGCAGGUUUUGGAAGUGAAGCAAAAAACAACAGAGCAACUAGCGGGAAUCAGGUUCCCAGAGUCAAAGGGAGCAGGGUCAUAUCUUCGAAGCUCAAAACUCAAAAUGCCACAGUCUGUUGGCACCAAGAAAGCAAAGGCCGUCGAGCAAUUGCUGGAUGGUCUUGGCGUAGAACUGUAUCCAAUGCCUACUGAAAAAAUUGUGCUGGAAUUCAACGAAUUAAGAAACGAUCUGCUCCUUCUUUAUGAACUGAAGCAAGCUCUAGGGAACUGUGAAUUCGAACUGCAGACUUUAAAGCACAAAUUUGAGCUGUUAGCUCCUAACAAAGACAUAACACCUCUCAUUGGUUUUUCAUUGAGUUCAACAAGCCAGACAGAAGUGCAAGAUGGUAAUUCGUCUCUUCUGAUUGAUGUGGUGGCUGCUGGAAAUCUGAGGAAGCGAAGAACUGCAACAACCUUUUUAGAAACCACCCCCUGGAAGAAGUCUCGGAAAUAGGAUCCUGGUUGAAAGAGUUCUUGAAGAAAUUCAAAACAAUUAUAUGCUUGGUAUCCAAAAACAAACGAUACUCUGUAUAGCUUUUGUACAUAAUCAUGAUUCAAAUUUCAAUCUUGAUAAAGCAUUCUUCUCUGGGGUUGAGAAUCCCCCCUUCUGUUCCUUACCGGGAUUUUCGUGCACGUUUACCAGGGUUGAGAACCCCCGCUCCUUACCUCCACUCCUUAUUUCAAACAAAAACCUACAACUAACUAUUUAAAAUUCCAGCAUGUCCUUGCAGUCACUUUCCACAAUAAUUUUACUUCAUCAUAGGUUCACUACCGUGUCUAUUAUCCUCCCACGUUUAUUGAACUUUGGAUUUAGCAAUGGCUCUGCCAUUCAUUUCAACUUCCAUCCCAUUUAUUCCCGGCCACAGAGUACGAGAAGUUCUGUAUGUUCUGUAUUAAGCCAUUUUGACUAUCAUCAAGCCAAAUUGGUUCUCAGAUCAAACCAUAUACAAGUCUUAUCAUUUUUUUUAAAAGCGUUAUUUCUUUGUUUCUUGUAGUUUUCUCUUAGGAUGUAACUGGCAUUUUUAAGCAUUUAAUGGGUCGAUAGUGGCAAAGUGGUGACGCCACAAAGAUAUAUUUUUGGAAUGAUUGGAUUUCGAACAUAUUGCCCGAAAGAUCGCAAUGAAUUAAAAUUAAGUUGAUCUGUUACAAAAUUGACUGAGAUGUGUCCACUUGAUUACAUCAAACUACUGUAAGUUGGCUCUGGUUCUAAAAUUUAUUAACAGAACAUCUAUUGGUUUGAAAAGUAAGAGCAUACGACUUGAAUUCGGUAUCUUGUAAACGGAACCGGGAAUGGUUUUUCGAUCUAGUGUGUUCCUGCUAGUA